Antechinus flavipes (yellow-footed antechinus) is the source of this 1983-nucleotide messenger RNA. Its product is annotated as beta-1,4-galactosyltransferase 3-like. Gene Ontology annotation, molecular function: glycosyltransferase activity. The coding region runs from base 730 to 1761 and encodes 343 amino acids. Lineage: Eukaryota; Metazoa; Chordata; Mammalia; Dasyuromorphia; Dasyuridae. Gene Ontology annotation, biological process: carbohydrate metabolic process. The transcript is spliced from 6 exons. The record is from RefSeq and is a predicted model, not a curated record.
CUCUCCUUCCUUCCCUUCACCCCUUCCAGCUCUGGCUCUCUUAUUCCACCCAGGCAGGGGACAUGCUACCACACUGUCUUAUCUUCUAACCCUCUGGGCCCAUAACUGCCUCUUUUCAUCUUUGGAGCCUGAUGAGCACAGGAUAAGAGAUUCAGAGCUAGACAGAAAAAAGCAUCACAGGCAGGAUUUGAACUUGGAUCUUCCCGGUUCUGGGUCCAGCUCUGUCUCCGUGAUGACAUGCUUCCUCUCCCUAGAGUUCCUUUCAGUUACAAUACUAUGAUCUGGGUUCAAAUCCUAUCCCUGAUCUUAGGCAGAUGUGUGAUCUUUGGUAAGUCAUUUAACUUCUUUCUAGACUUCAGAUUCUCCAUUUGUAAAAAGAGGAGGGUAAAAUAGGUGGCUUGGAUUCAGGUCCCAGCUCUGACAACUGACUGAAUGACUGUGGGCAAGUCACUUCUGAGCCCGAGUGUAAUCAUCUGUGAAAUGGGAAUAAACUUGUCAUCUCUCCUCAAGCCCCUCCCUCCCUACCCUCACCCUCUGUCAGCCUUAAAGUGGCCAAGAAAUAGGAGUUAAUUCUUGUUCUCUCCCACAUCCUCUCUCUCACCUUCAGCCCCUAUUCCCCCUUUCUGUUCCAAUUCAUCUUCAUCGCCUGGCAGAGGCAGGGACCCGAGAGGAGAUCCACUGGGCAGAGUUACCGGCCCGGCCCACGGCCUCCGUCCACCCGCCCCCGACAUGGUGAUCCAGUGCCGAGUGCUCUUCAUCUUCCUGGGCCUGCAGGUGGUGAUGAUGGUCUUGUAUCACCAAGGUUACCAUCACCGGGUCAGCCGGGUCCUGAAAAUCCUGAGCAGCAGCAUCCUCAGCACCACGCCCGCCAACCUGAUAACGAAAGAUGUCUACAGCGGCCUGGAGCACAUCCAAGCCCUGAACCUCACCGAGGACGACUUGCCCAGCUGCCCCAAGAGCUCGCCUUUUCUCAGUGGCCCCCUGAAAGUGAGCUUCCCGCUUCAUCUAACGAUGGAUGAGAUUGCUCAGAAGAACCCAUGGGUCCAGAUGGGAGGCCACUAUCAGCCCCCCAACUGCUGGGCUCUUCACCACACAGCCGUCAUCAUCCCCUAUCGGGCUAGAAGGAAGCACCUGUACCAGCUACUCUACCAUCUGCACCCUUUCUUGCAGCGACAGCAGAUCCACUACACCAUCUAUGUGGUGCACCAGAGAGACAAUAAUACCUUUAACCGAGGGAAACUAUUGAAUGUGGGCUUCAAGGAGGCCAUGAAGGAGAAUAACUGGCAGUGUAUUUACUUCCAUGAUGUGGAUCUGAUUCCCGAGGAUGACCGCAAUGUUUAUGGCUGCAGUGUCCUUCCCAUGCACUCUGCAGUAGCCAUUGACAAGUUCCAGUAUAAGCUUCCCUACCAGACUUACUUUGGCGGGGUGACAGCGCUGCGACCCACCCACUAUCUGAAGAUCAACGGCUUCCCCAACAACUACUGGGGCUGGGGGGGCGAGGAUGAUGACAUUGCCUCCAGAAUCUUCCUGAAUAAGAUGUUCAUCACCCGGCCUCCUGCAGCUUUUGGCCGCUACCGGAUGCUGAAGCACGGCCAUGACAAAGGAAAUGAAGUCAACCCCAAAAGGUUUCACCUCCUCUCCAGCACCCAUGUAAGAUGGCGUCACAAUGGGAUAAAUACUCUUAACUACAAAUUACUGUCUAAGGAGCAGACCCAACUCUACACCAACUUCACGGUGAAUUUGGGCUCCAGUGACCAGUAACUGCGCUUCCCAUGGGGCCUCUGGCCCCCCUCCUCUGCCCAGGACUCUGGCUCUCCUGCAUCUUUUCCCAGUGCACCUCAUCUCCCCCAUUCAUCGGGUACCAAAGCCAGGAGCUCAAGAUGAAGACGUGGGAAGCAGAAGGGGAAGAAAUGUGGAGAGAGACCAUGGGAAUUAGCUUCCCACCGCCCCCCAAUUUCUUAUUAAAGUAUAGUUUGUUUUAUA